Tachyglossus aculeatus (Australian echidna) is the source of this 1807-nucleotide messenger RNA. RefSeq names its product VRK serine/threonine kinase 3 (gene VRK3). Gene Ontology annotation, biological process: peptidyl-serine phosphorylation; signal transduction. The transcript is spliced from 13 exons. NCBI's taxonomy places the organism in Eukaryota, Metazoa, Chordata, Mammalia, Monotremata, Tachyglossidae. Gene Ontology annotation, cellular component: cytoplasm; nucleus. The coding region runs from base 26 to 1303 and encodes 425 amino acids. The record is from RefSeq and is a predicted model, not a curated record. Gene Ontology annotation, molecular function: ATP binding; protein serine/threonine kinase activity.
CGGGCAGAGUUGCCGGCUUUCCAGGAUGAUCAGUUUUUGUCCCCAGUGCGGCUGUAAGGUUGAGCCGGCUUUUCACUUCUGCCCGUACUGUGGAAACCAGUUACCAGUCGAAGAGGGGAGCCAGAGUGGGUCCCCUGCCAAAGGGCCUGUGCCACAUGCUACAGGGGCAAAGCAGGAGGCGAGCUGUGGGAAGACAAAACAGUCACCCCCCAAGGGGAUGACUUCCAGCCCCUCCCGACAGAGCCCAGCACCCAAGAGCUCGCCAAGCCCCUCGGCCAAGUCCAGGGUGUCAAAGAGCAGCCCAGGGGCCAGCCAGCGAAGGAAAGCCGCCUGCCCGCCGCCCUUGUCCAUAUUGGACGUCGUAGUGGACAAGAACGACCACCGCUGGAAGCUGCUGAAGCUGGUGUCUCAGGGGAACAACGGCAUGUUUUACGAAGCCCAGGCAGUGUCCGGAGCGUACUCGCAGAAGGAGCAGUUCUCCCUGAAGCUCGACGGCAAGGACAGCCGGCUGUACAACGAGCAGAACUUCCUGCAGCGAGCUGCCCAGAAAGCCGCAGUGGCCAAGUGGAAGAAGCUCCACGCGGUGCCCUUGCUGGGCAUCCCGCACUGCGUCGGCCUGGGGCUCCACGCGGGAAAGUACAGGUUCCUGGUGUUCCCCAGCUUGGGGCGAAGCCUGCAGUCGGCCAUGGAAGACCUCGGGAGCCCCGUGCUCACGGAGAAAACGGCUUUCCAGGUGUCCUGCAGACUGCUGGACGCCCUGGAAUUCGUCCACGAGAACGAGUACGUACACGGGGACAUCUCCGCCGACAACGUGUUCGUGAGCCCCGCCGACCCCACCCAGGUCACCCUGGGCGGCUACUACUACGCCUUCCGCUACUGCCCCGGCGGGAAGCACGUGAGAUACCAGGAAGGCGGCCGGACCCCCCACGAGGGCACCGUGGAGUUCAUCAGCCUGGACGCCCAUAAGGGAGUGGGUCCCUCCCGCCGCAGUGACCUGGAGAACCUGGGCUACUGCCUGCUCAAGUGGUUGAGCGGCUCGCUGCCCUGGAGCAGCCGACUGGAAGACGCCGCCGUGGUCAUGGCACAGAAAGAAAGGUUCAGAACCAACGUGCCCGGUCUCCUGGAGGGUUGUUUCCGCCAGAAGGCCUUCUCCGGCAGCCUGCUGAUGUUCCUGGAGAGCGUGAUGGGGCUGCAGUAUGAGGAGAAACCGGACUACUCGCUGCUGAGAGAGACUCUGGGGACACCCCUCAAGAAGCUCAGAGCGUCGGCCUACGACCCUUUGGACCUGCACAUGGUCCCGUAGCUGGUCACUAGGACGUAGAGGGAGGAGGGGGGGACCAACAGACUACUACAGUUCCCCUCACCCACGGCUCUUUCCUCCUCCUCCUCCUCCUCCUCUGUCAGGCUCCUCCGCUGGAAAAAAAUGUGAAAUCAUCAUCCCCAAGCACGGACCGCCCUGCUCCGGUCCACCCAUAAAUGAGACUGCAGGGGACUCCGAUGAGUGUUUCAGGGUUAAAUGUCUUUUUAAAGGUGUUUUAAAGACGCCACCGCUACCGCCCGAAGCUCUGGCGGGGAAGCAGGGAAGUCCGUCGGCCCCACGGCCGCGGGGGACGGGGCGGGGGGUACUCGGGGAGACGGGUCGGUUUGGGGGAUACUUUAGGGGAGGCUGUGCUGGGGUCACCCGGGGCAGCUGGGGACUCUGCCCCCUCCUCCCCACCCAGCUCUUCCCUCCAGCUGCGCAGAAACUGGGCCUUUUUAGUAUUUUUGUGGGUUUUUUUUUUUUUUAAUAAACUGCUAUACACACACA